This is a messenger RNA of Cynoglossus semilaevis (tongue sole), 3882 nucleotides long. Its product is annotated as single-minded homolog 1-like. Gene Ontology annotation, molecular function: RNA polymerase II transcription regulatory region sequence-specific DNA binding; protein dimerization activity; DNA-binding transcription factor activity, RNA polymerase II-specific. Gene Ontology annotation, biological process: regulation of transcription by RNA polymerase II. Lineage: Eukaryota; Metazoa; Chordata; Actinopteri; Pleuronectiformes; Cynoglossidae. The record is from RefSeq and is a predicted model, not a curated record. Bases 200 to 2473 code for a protein of 757 amino acids. The transcript has 11 exons.
AUUCAACCUGUACAGAUUAUAAACACACACAUGCUACAAGUGACGCUUUAAUCCGGGUUUAGAAAACAUGCAGAAGAGGAGAGACGACACGGAGGAAUCAAGAUCUGAAGUGAGGACGUGAACGCAGCGCCAUCAACGAGCGUCAGCAGCAGCAGCAGAAAAAGCAGCAGCAGCAGCAGCAGCGUCAGCAUCCUCCAUCAUGGAGAAAAUGAAGGAGAAAUCUAAAACUGCAGCAAGGACUAGACGGGAAAAGGAGAACAGCGAGUUUUACGAACUGGCCAAGAUGUUGCCUCUGCCGUCGGCCAUCACCUCCCAGCUGGACAAGGCCUCCAUCAUCAGGCUGACGACCAGUUACCUCAAGAUGAGGAUCGUGUUCCCGCAGGGUCUGGGUGAGGCCUGGGGCCACGCCAGUCGAACCAGGUCUUUGGACAACAUUGGUCGAGAGCUCGGGUCUCACUUACUGCAGACGUUGGACGGGUUCAUCUUCGUCGUGGCUCCUGACGGGAAGAUCAUGUACAUCUCAGAAACAGCCUCGGUCCAUUUAGGACUGUCUCAGGUAGAGUUGACCGGAAACAGUAUUUAUGAGUACGUUCAUCCGGCUGAUCAUGACGAGGUGACGGCUGUUCUCACUCCACACCAGCCUUAUCACUUCGUUCAAGAAUAUGAAAUGGAGCGUUCCUUUUUUUUACGCAUGAAAUGUGUUCUGGCCAAAAGGAACGCAGGCCUCACCAGUGGUGGGUACAAGGUGAUCCACUGCAGUGGGUACCUGAAGAUCCGUCAGUACAGUUUGGACAUGUCACCGUUUGAGGGCUGUUACCAGAACGUGGGUCUGGUGGCCGUGGGCCACUCUCUGCCCCCCAGCGCUGUGACAGAGAUCAAGCUGCACAGCAACAUGUUCAUGUUCAGAGCCAGUCUGGACAUGAAGCUCAUCUUCCUGGACUCCAGGGUAGCGGAGCUGACAGGGUACGAGCCCCAGGACCUGAUCGAGAAAACUCUGUACCAUCACGUCCACAGCUGCGACAUCUUCCACCUCCGCUGUGCUCACCACCUCUUGCUGGUAAAAGGCCAAGUCACCACCAAGUACUAUCGUUUCCUGGCCAAACACGGGGGCUGGGUCUGGGUGCAGAGUUACGCCACCAUCGUCCACAACAGCCGCUCCUCCAGACCUCACUGCAUCGUCAGCGUCAACUAUGUCCUCACGGACACAGAGUACAAGGGAAUGCAGCUGUCUUUGGACCAAAUGAGCCCCACCAAGCCCGCCUUCCCGUACGCCAACAGUCACACGGAGGACAAAAAGAGCACCAAGGCACGUCUGACCCAGACCAAGUCAAAAACCCGGGUGUCGCCCUACCCACAGCAGUUCUCUGCGUUCAACCCCGAGUCCGACCAGGACAGCCAGUGGGGGGGCAGCCCCGUGACAGACUCGGCUUCUCCUCAGCUGAUGGAUUCUGCCGAAGCCACGGAGGCAUCCUGUGCCUACAGACUGUAUCCAGACGCAGGCCCUCUCUGCUACAACUUUGGUCUGUCCGACGAGGACCUGGCCCACGCUCAGACACACCCCCACACCACCACCUGCGACCGCGUCCGAUGCCAGAGUGGCCGCUAUUUCCUCGGAACCCCUCAGUCUGGACGAGAGGUGUGGUGGGACGCCACGCGCUCCGUCCUCUCCCUGCCCAAACCGCCACCGGACAACAGCGAGGGCUACGAACUCACAUCCUACCACGCAGCCAUUCACGGGAGGGGCCAGUGGGAAGAAGACAGUGUGGUGAGUUCUCCUGACGGAGGUGGCUCCACCAGCGAUUCCGGGGAUCGUUACCACAACGACAAUUUCCGUACCAGCCCCCGAGAGCCCAGCAAGAUGGAGACAUUGAUCCGUGCCACCCAGCAGAUGAUCAAAGAGGAGGAGAGCCGUCUGCAACAACACAAGACACCCGCGGACGUUUCAGGACUCGCCAAAGCUCACAGCCCGUGCUUCGGCACUUCCUCGCUGCCCCACCACCCCCAGCUCAACAUGCCCAGCGUUGUGUGUCGAGGACCGGGGGCCCCCAGCAUCGACCUCCCCACUGAGCGCCUGCAUCACAAAGACAUCAUUAAAGUUCCAGGCCCACACGACACUGACGAGAACACCACCAGCCCGGCUUCUCUGUCUCGACUCAGCAGCCCCAGCUCCGACGGAAUCUCCAGGUCGCUCACCAAAGACUACAUGCAGACUGAACUGUCGCCUCACCCGGCGCAGCCACAGGGGAGUCCGCUCGUGUACCCCACCCAGGACAGGCUGCAGCUGGAGAGACAGACGGCCUACGCUUUGACGGGCUACUCCCUGGAGCACCUGUACGACCCGGGGAACUUGCGGAGUUACUCUGGACUCGCCUGCGGAGGCGUCCAGUAUGACGUGGCGUCUCACGUCAGGAUGCAGGCGGAGCAGAUGCAGGGACACAAAGCCACCUCUGUCAUCAUCACCAACGGGAGCUGACGACACCUGGUCAAGACAGAGUGAGGAUGUUACAGGAAGUGAUGUCGUGCUCUCACCUGACACUGGUCAGGUCCUCGCUAGGAAAACACAAAACUGAGCUCAAGUUUUCCUGAGGCCUGCGUUCCCCAACGUCGUCCCCCCUCUGUCAUCAGAGGACAAUUUUCCAAGACUCUAAAAGACUAGAGUUCAAGAACAAAUGCUUGGUUCAGGACCAUGGAACAGCGGUUCUCAUCAGAAUACUGUGCUAUUUUAACAACACUGGGCCCAGUUCCCUUCCUGGUUAAUCAUCAGACGAGGGUUUCUGUUCCAAUUGUCCCACGCGUCAUUGCCCAAGUGAGUUAAUCUGUCCUGGACACAAUUUCCAGAGGCAGUAAAGAAAAAGUGUUGUUCCGUUGACCCUUGACCUAAAAAAAAAAAAAAACAAAAACAAAAAAACUCUGCUGCAGAGAGAAAAAUGCAUAAUGUUCGACUCCUGAAGUGAGAGAACAGGAAAGUGGACGAUGUCAGUGUUUCUAGGUAUUUAUUUGUCAGUGGGCUUUUAUCUGUGUGCGUCAUUUCUUUGUUCAAAUGGAAACUUGACUGGUGCCAACAAAUGAGGCUGCACGUGUUUACGACAGAAACAUUAGAGUAGAGAGAAAUCAAGUGGGAAAACAGGGAAAAAAUACCUCUAAUAUGUAAAAGUGUAAAUUAAUGAAAUUGAAAACUUUUAACAUUUGAAUAUGUAUGAUGUCCAAAAUUGAUAUUAUAACAAUCAUUUGUCUGUUUUCGUCACCUGCCUUUAAUUUAAACACUUGAACUGUGGGGAUUGAAUGAACUCGUUUACAUAUCAGAGAUUUGUUUCUCCUGUUUUCCUCAGGCGUUCUCCAACAUUUUAGCAUCUGUAGAGUUUGAUCUGAUGAAGAAAAAAAAAAGAAAAAAAUGUCUCUGUUUUUGACCAGUCUUGACGGCCGGGAGGUUUAAAGUAUUUGAUACAAAUGUGUCUAAAAUUCUGUUGAAUGUCUUUAGUUUCAUAUUUAAUUUAUGAUGUAAAUAUGACACAAUGAGUUUUUGGACCAGGAGCGGCAAGAUUAUUUAUUAAUUGGUUUAAAAAAAAAAGACUUAAAUCUGAAUACUGUUGCAAACAAUUUGGGUCAUUUGGAGUUUUUUUCCUUCAACUGUUGCAUAGAAACGUACACACUGUGAAAGCACUGAUGACAAACCACACAAAGAUGUGAUGAAGAACGGUUCCAGCACAGACGACAACAAACACUUCACAACACAUCAAAGGAAAGAACCGACGACUGAAACUGUCACAAGUGAAUGAAUUAAUGAAAAUUAAAGACUAAUUAACCUUAGAGAGAAUUAUUAUAAUAAAUGAAUGUAACACUACAUUAUUGUUAUGAUCCGAGCACCAAAAAUGGCACAAUCAA